UUUUUUUUUUUACUGCUGUUACUUUCUUUGACUUAUGCCCUUGGUUUCUCCCUUUAUUGUCCCUUCUUUCUCCAAAUGUCUUAAUAUUGUUGCUCCCCACCUCAAAUCCCAGCUACAUUUCCCCAUCGACAAACAUCCCCGCCUGCCCACCCUGCUAAGGGUUGCAGCCAUGGCUGCUGCUGCCUCCUCUCCUUCCAGCCUCUGCCUCCUGGGCAGGCAGGGAGCUCCUGCUCCCAGCACCCCGUCCCUCUCGGCCACCCCAGCUUUCUCCCACAGAGGCGGCCUGGGAGUAGUCCCCUGCUUGCAUCCUUCCACAGGUCAGUCGGGAACGGCUCUUGGGCCAGCAACAUAGUACUGCCUGUGCUGAAAACACAUAAAUGUGUUAGAAAAAAGACGUGUGUUGGGUGUUAGUAAUCUCUGGGUGUCAGUAACUGUUGCUGAGCAGAUCAAACAGUGAUAGGCGAUUUUGUGUAGUUUAUUAUUUUGUCGGGUUUUUUCCUGCACACAUAGAUCCCAUGAAAUGCCACCAUGAAAUAAACAAACUGCCUGUAAGGCACCAUGUAACAAUAAAGCAUUUGAUCUGCAUGCUUUAUUUUGUAAAAAGUUAAACUGACCAUUAGCAAGAGUUGCCAAAGGCGCUGACCAGCGCCCGGGUGCGUUGGCGGGAGGGGGCACCCGGCAGCGACCGCCCCCAGGAGCGCGCAGCAGCCCCGGGCCGGGCGGGCGGCGGCACGGCUGGUUUUCUCACCGCCUCCGGGGGGGACGUGGCAGAGGACGCACUUACGCCACCGAUACCCGGGGCACGAGUGGGCCCCGCCGCCGGCCGGCCUGCCUCCUCGCUCUCCCCACUCUCCCCAGAGGCCCGGCCGCGAAUCACCCGUGCGAGCUCCCUCAUCCCGCCCCCAAUCCCGGCAGCGAGAGGCGGGACCGGCAACACGCGAGGGGCGGCCCCGGCGCCGGCUCCGCUCGCGUUCCGGCCGCGGCCGCCGCUCCUCACCGCCUCCGCUCGCGUUCCGGCCGCGGCCACCGCUCCCUCUCCGCGCCCGCCACUGCUGCCGCCAUGAGCGCGGACCCCGUUGUCUUCGUCUCCGCCGCCAGGACCGCCGUCGGCUCCUUCAACGGCGGCCUGUCCGCGCUGCCGGCGCACGAACUGGGGGCCGCCGUCAUCCGGGAGGUGCUGCGGCGGGCCGGGCUGGCCCCCACCGAUGUGUCGGAGGUGAUCCUGGGGCACGUCCUCACCGCAGGUGCUGGCCAGAACCCCGUCCGGCAGGCGAGUGUUGCUGCGGGAAUCCCUUACUCUGUCCCUGCCUGGAGCUGCCAGAUGAUCUGUGGGUCAGGCUUGAAAGCAGUAUGUCUGGCUGCUCAGUCCAUUCUGACGGGAGACUCCAGCAUCGUGGUUGCAGGAGGCAUGGAAAGUAUGAGCAAGGCUCCUCAUGUCAUUCACAUGCGAGCUGGGGUGAAAAUGGGAGAGGCCUCUUUGCAGGACACUAUAAUCCUCGAUGGCCUUACAGAUGCUUUUUAUCAGUAUCAUAUGGGUAUAACAGCUGAAAAUGUGGCCAAUCAGUGGCAAAUCAGCAGAGGGGAACAAGACCAACUUGCUGUACAGUCACAAAACAGGGCAGAGGCAGCACAGAAAGCUGGCUAUUUUACUAAAGAAAUUGUUCCUGUUCUUGUACCUUCUAAAAAAGGUCCUAUAGAAGUUAAAACAGAUGAACACCCUCGACAUGGGAGCAACUUGGAAACAAUGGCAAAGUUAAAGCCCUGUUUCCUGACAGAUGGAACUGGGACAGUGACAGCAGCUAAUGCUUCAGGUAUAAAUGAUGGAGCUGCAGCUGUAAUUCUAAUGAAGAAAUCGGAAGCUGCUAGGAGAGGUCUUAUGCCUUUGGCUCGGAUUGUAUCUUGGGCUCAGACAGGUAUUGAUCCCUCCAUAAUGGGAGUAGGGCCCAUUUCAGCAAUAAAGCAAGCUAUUGACAAAGCCAGCUGGACUCUGGAACAAGUUGACCUGUUUGAAAUUAAUGAAGCCUUUGCAUCACUAUCUGUUGCAAUAGCAAAAGAACUGAAAGUAAAUCCUGAUAAGAUUAAUAUCCAAGGUGGAGCCAUUGCUCUUGGCCACCCUCUUGGUGCCUCUGGUUGCCGUAUCCUUGUUACUCUUCUACAUGCACUGGAACGAACAGGUGGAAAACGUGGUGUUGCUGCCCUCUGUAUAGGAGGAGGAAUGGGAAUAGCCAUGUGCGUUGAGAGAUGAAUAUGAAUGGCUAGUGCUGACUAGCUUUGACACAGUUUACUAAUAAACUUCUAAUCAUGGAGCUUA
Messenger RNA from Grus americana (Whooping crane), 2311 nucleotides. RefSeq names its product acetyl-CoA acetyltransferase 2 (gene ACAT2). Gene Ontology annotation, biological process: fatty acid beta-oxidation. The coding region runs from base 1061 to 2245 and encodes 394 amino acids. The record is from RefSeq and is a predicted model, not a curated record. Gene Ontology annotation, molecular function: acetyl-CoA C-acetyltransferase activity. NCBI's taxonomy places the organism in Eukaryota, Metazoa, Chordata, Aves, Gruiformes, Gruidae. The transcript is spliced from 9 exons.